CGAAACCACUGGGCCAAAAUGGCUCACAAGGCCAAGAAAGAAGCGGCCAGGGCCGCGAGCGAGAAGAGGUGAGCUUUCUAAUGAUGCUGACAGUAACGUCGUUUCACGUAGUUGUUGUCGUUGUUGUGUUUGCAGGGCCACUGGAGGCGGGAAAGUGGGUGGGGUGGACGGCCGCGUCCUCGACAUCCUUGGGAGGACAGGCGGCCUCCUUGUUUCCCCGCCGCAGUACUUCGCCGAUAGCGAGGACGCAAGUUCGGAGGAUGCUGCAGGGCCCUCCCGCAGUGCACCAGCAACAACUACGUUUGUGGUGUCGGGUCCUGCAGCUGUUGCUGGGCCAAGUGGCCUUACACAGCAACCGCCUACCCUCCAGCAGCCACCCUUCCAGCCGACCCCCCAGCCAACUCCACGAGAGCCGCAAGCACCCCCCCCAUAGGCAGUCGAAGCAGCAAGACCUUGAGGGCGCCGUCCAUAUGGCUACUGCCGAAUAUGUUCGGCAGGGCCAGUCGGCGGAAGCCAGGGCACAGGAGGAGGCUCGCUUCCGCCGACAAAUGCUGGAGCAAAACCAGCGGCACCACGAGGCCCAUAUGGACAUCCUGCGCCAGCAGCAUACAGUCCAUAUGGAGGUCCUGCGGCAGCAACAUGCUGUCCACAUGGAGGGACUUCAACAGCUGAGGGAGGUGGUUGGCAGCAUGCGCGACGUGCAGCAGCAGCGGCUGGCAGUGGAACGACGCUCACAGGAGACACACCAGCGUAUCCUGCAGCUGCUGCUGGCUGCACUGGCCCAUGGUGGCAGCCAAGUCCCUCCCCCCUCUCAGGACCCACAUAUGUAAAUAAGAAGUAGCAUAGGCAAGGAAUUUUAUACCAUUUUUUUAUUAGCUUAAAUUUUGCUGUUGUAGUAAUGGUGAUAUGAAGGCCGGAUAUUGCUAGUUAGCAAGAAAUAAUUGCUCAAGUCACCCUUUCAUGCAACCACAAGUAGCAUAGCCGUUGCAGCAUGAUUUUUUUUGCUUGAAGUUGUACUUCAGCAAUAAGAGCGCCCACACUAUCACGCUCACCUGCACAAGUGCCAGCAAGCCCGAUGGUACAUUAAUCUGACUGCGGCAUUGCAAUUAUGCGGUGCCUAGUUGUUGUCAUGUCAAGUUAAGCACGAAUUAACACUGCAAAUGUUCUACAAUUCAAUCCUAUGUCAUCAAUGCGCCUUAAUGUAAUGUCACACGGAACCUCUGAAUAUGCACAGCAAAAAGCUCUGAAAAUUCCUUGCCUAUGCACCUUCACCUCAUCUGUAAUGUGUAUUUUUUUGCAUAUUUAUGUACAUAUUAUGCUUGCAUUUUUUUGGCAUGCAGGGCUGGAAUGUCUUCUUUUCUUGUUUGUUGUCAUAACAUUUUUUUUCCAUUUACUGUACUUUCAUGGUCAAUAUUUUUUUUGUAGUGACAUACAAGGCUUAAUGUCUUCUUUUCUUGUUUUUCAUUAUAACGUUUUGUUGCCAUUCACUGAUAUUUCAUGGUUAUUUCUUUUUUGUCGUGACAUAGGGGGCCUACUGUCUUCUUUUUCAUGAGUACGUUUUGUUGUCGUUCAGUGUUUUUCCAUGGUUUAUAUAAUUCGUUGCCGUGACAUACAGGGCUUGACGUCCUUUUCUUGUUUUUCAUUACCAGGUUUCGUUGCGAUUCAGUGUUCUUUCAUGGUUGUGAUACAUUGUACGUUUACCCCUCGUGUGCAAUAUUUAUGCAGUUUCUCUUACUCAAUAUCAAAGCAAGAUGUUAUGGCUUUCUUUUUCAGUAUGGAACUCCACGACAGCAUGUUCCUUUCACACGUAGUGAUGUACCUACAUAUUUUGCAGUGAUAUUCUUCUGUCGAUGCGUGAUUUAAGCACCUGCACCUUUUUCAGGUGCAGUUUAAGCCAGUUGCUAUUUCUGCAUAUUUGUGCAGCGUACAACACUUUCCUUACACGAUGCCUGCCGUUACCUGUGAAUCUUUCAGAUGCAAGAACAAUGUGAUGCAAUAUUUAUUGCAACUUGUCUGUGAUAUGUUGCAUAUGUCUCUACUGCUGCAGUACUCACUGUUCUCGCACUUAUUCAAUGUAGAGACUGUCGCACGUGAUGUGUACAUAAACAAGUGUUACCAAAAAAAUGUCUGUAUGUUGAAGGGUGAAAUAAUACGGAAAGGUGCAGUGUUCUGGUGCUUUUAUUUGCAUGGCGCUACUGUAUUUGCAGUGCUAGCUUGCACUGUGGAAAUGUAAUUACACACUCUGCAAUAUUCCAUUCCCCGAGUUCAGCUAUUUACAAUUGAGGGCACUUUGUUGAAAUGUAUCAACUGCUCAUGCGUGCCACACUUCACAGGAGCCACAGCAUUUGACAUGUCGGAUGACCAGGUGGACGGCAUUUUCGUCACUACAAAGGCACUUUGCGGUUGUUGCGAGACAAACUGGCGCAGGAACUAGAAGUUGCACGUGUAACAGCACGUUCAAUGGAGCGGAAGGUGUGACGUACACUGUACAUUUUGGCUUUUGGGAGCUUCUCUGCGACGAAUACAAAGCAAGUAGACAGGCGUUUCUGUCCAUCAACGCGUAAGGGAACACAGAACUUCACCGAUACGAGUAGAAAUAAUUAUGACAACUGCAGGCUACAUGCAUGGCACGCAGGGCAUCUAGGUGACGACAGCAGCAACAUGCAAAUCAUGGCAGACCCUUUGAAAAUACACUUAUUUUUAGCUUGCUUUCAAUCUUAUAUGUCGCCACUAAACAUACUGUUUCACUUAGUAUAAAUGCAGGCCUUACAUAACGGUUCACUACACAACUUUUACAUUCCUUGACCAGUCAUGAAUGCUUUGCAUUACAUAAACAUCACCCACAACUUAGCAUGGGAAAUCUGUCUGCAAUUUCACAGCAUGAAAUGCACAAUGCAAUUUUUCGGCACAUGUUAUGCUACAACUGUGUGCAUGCACCUAGCGAUGCUGACGCUGCUGUUGACGUCGCAGCUGCCGCCGAACACUUCUCAGGUACUGUAUGUGCUGCGCACGGGUUGUCCCAAACAUUCCAAUCACAGAGUCACGGACGGCCCGGCCUCUCAAAUAAUUCAUUCUCGACCCUGUGUUUCGGGGCAGACCUUGCGGAAUGGGGUCGUCAUUACCGCAGAGCUCAGUACUACUGCUGCUGCUGCUGUCGUCAUCGCUGUCAUCAUCGCCCGAGUCUAUGUUGCCCUCAGACAGGCGAAGGUUGUGCAACACAGCACAUGCCGCGACAAUGUUGGCUGCACGUUCCGGCUCGUAGAGGAGGGUGCGAUAUCGCUGAAGACAGCGGAAACGGCUCUUUAAGAGCCCAAUGCACCUCUCCACUACGGAACGCAUGGCGCCAUGUGCUGUGUUGUACUGCCCCUCGGCUGUCUGCGCUGGAGGAUGGCCAGGAACUGGGGUCAGGAGCCACGGCUCCAAGGGGUAGCCACU
This is a messenger RNA of Dermacentor albipictus, 3435 nucleotides long. Its product is annotated as hybrid signal transduction histidine kinase L-like. The record is from RefSeq and is a predicted model, not a curated record. NCBI's taxonomy places the organism in Eukaryota, Metazoa, Arthropoda, Arachnida, Ixodida, Ixodidae.